UCAUCAUCACCAGGUUCACGAAGCUAAUACGGAAACCAAACCCUAAACAUUUCCUUUGUUUUCUGCUUAGUUGUCACCUUUACGUGACAUACGUACAGGAUGGAACGCUUAUGACAAGUCUCCUUUUCCCAGCUCCGAUCCCCCAUUUAAUUUGCUGGCUUGUUGGCCAACAAUCAGCGCGCAGUUGCAGCAUUAUCAUACUCAACAACAGCAACAACCACGAUAGAACGAAUCUCCUGCUAAAACCAGCCAAUGAAGCCCUCGUUCUGUCGUGCAUGCUGUUAGAGAUAGAUUCUCAGAAUUACAUGAAAGAUGAUGUCAUUACAUUGAUACACAUACAAAUCCGUAACAUCCUAAGUAGUCUCUCCUUUUUUCAUAUACAACUGGUGUAUUUCGUUGGUAAUAAUAUUUCUACCAUUAUCGGGAAAAAAAACUAAAUGAUCUGCCAACUCUGCUCUAACGGCCAAAGGAAAUAUAAAGUUCCAGAUAAGAAUGCUCGUAAAUCAUCGUCGGUAGCGAUGGCGUUUGAAGUUGAAGUAGACGUGCCCACGCUCAAACGUGCAUUUGAAUCCAUUGUUGUGAGAGUAUUCCCACUCCUUAUUCGCAGUCCAGCAUGGAACCGGACGAUGCAUGUCUCGUCGCUGCUCCCGUCCCUUUCUAUCGUGUACAUUGGAGGUCGACGAGAUCAGGGUAAAAGAUGUUGAACUUGUAACCCUUAACUAUUUUCGGAGGCAGGUUGUCGAUCGGGGUCGGUACUUGGGCUUCCUGGGCCGAUACUUGUCGUGACACCAAUACACCUGAGAAUCCAGGUUCACUUCUUCACCAGAUCGAAACACUACAUCGCCUUCCUCCAUCGUUCGUCUGGCUCUGAACGCUUUCAUCUCGAAUUUGUAACUUGUAUUAUUACGAAAUGAUAAAGGAUUUGUAUAGAUUACAAGACUUGAACAAUAAGUAGGAAAACUACAAUAAUGCUAAUACCAGAAAGACACAGAAAUCCUAUAAAAAAAACAAAGAAAAUAUAAAAUUAUUCAUAAUCUCUAUCUUUUACGUGACCGCUUUCUCCUGAGCUCGCUCGCUGCGGCUGCUGCAGAGUGGUGGAUUUGGAAUAGUCGCACUCGAUUAUAUAUAUCCAGCACAAGAUACUGCUUUGGAUCCUAGUGGGCAAACACAGAAUCUACACAAGAUACACUCAAAGAUACACAUCCAAAAUUCAUUCAUUCGUUCAUAUAUCCGCACUGUAUCGGUCGUGCAGACUUUUCCCCUUUUCUGAUAGAAUUUUAUACCGCAGAAUUGACACAUAUUUUUCCAUCUUCCGUACAUAUCCAUUUGAUUGGUCAAAGAGGGAUGGCAACCGGUUGGAUGGAGAGCGGACCAUGCAUAUCUGUUACCCUACUCAAUAUAAUUCGAGUUUUAUUCAUACCCAUACCUAGAAUAGUCAAAAUCCCGAUUUAAAUCCUAAAAUCCUACGCUUUUACGAUUUUACUUGCCCAUUCCGAUUCUAAUUUCACUAUAAAAUCUAUGGACCUUAAAAUCCUACACUAUUCACGAUUUAAAUCCUUAAAAUCUUACGAUUUUACGGUUCAAAUCUUUGAGUCAAUUUUACUUAUUUUCCCCCGAAUUUGCAAAAUCACGCCUCGUUUUCUUCUCCUCCACCAACAUCAUCUAGUUCUCUCACACUAACCACCAUUGACUAAUAAUAAAUUCACAUCAACGUAUUAAUCAUCAUCGAUUCACCACCUCUUAACAUUAAUCUUGAUAAAUUGGAACAUUAACUUUGAAAAAUUAUCAUUGUAAGUGUUAUGUGCUUUUGUGUUAUUCAUGAUUUUCCUUACUAAUAUUAUUCCGUCUUCAUUUUUAUAUGGACCUUACAAUCCUACGAUUUUACGAUUUCGAUUUUAUCCCCAUUUUUUAUUUUACGUAAAAUCCCAAUUUUUGACUGCUUGCCCAUAUCCGUUCGGGUUUCGGGUAUCCACGGUUAUCCAUGCAUAAUAAUUUAGUUCAACUAAUAUGUUAACAUUCACACAUAUAAUCACAUCACGUAAGAGGAAAAGUACGACAAUGAUUCACUAGAAUGAAGAAAAUCAAUUAAGACAACACAAUUUCAUGAAAAUAUUAUAUUUAUAUGAUAAAUAUAAAAUAUGCUAGAGAAUAAUAAUGAUUAUUUCUAGACAAAAUAUAUAUGCAUGUGUAUAAUUGGGUGGGUUCGGGUUGGAUAGUGAGAAAAUCAUGUACACUCAUUACCCAAAGUCCUUCGGGUUCGAGGUUUACUCUACCCAAUUAGGUCAUAUUCUAGCGGAUAUCAACGAUUACGAAUAUUUUUGUCAUCCCUGAGCAGUACUGGUCGGGCCACCCAAUGCUUGCCUUGUUACAAGAAACUAAAGAAAGUAGUUACGGUCGUCUUCGAUCACAGGGUGAACUUUGGUAAAGAGCUUAUAGCAUAAAUGUAAAGUCUGUUCGUCUCGCCUUAAAUUUGAAGUUGGUCGAUACAUCGAACAGUGUUAGGGGUUGAUUUAGUGGAAAUAUGAGAAUGAUAAUAUAUACUACACGUUGAUUUGGAUUCAUGGGACAAAUGUCGACUAGAAGAGACUAACCAAAGUUACAACUAAGUACAGCCCAACUCAACCCACAUCCUUUUUAAAUAUACACAUGCCCCUUUGUUUUGUUGGCAUCCUAUUCCUACGUACACAUAUAUGAAACUGACAAAGUCUCGGCUACUUGCCAUCUCUAGUGUUAGUUUACCCUCCAAGAUUCCAUUUGCCUUGACCUCUAACCCCACCACCCCUCUCAAUUUAUCCCUUAGUUAUUACAUUAUCACUAGGUCAAUUACUCGGGAGUAAGGUACCAGCUCCACGUAACAUGUUCUUAUCGAUGUUGUUAAACUAUUAUUCAAGAGACUAAAAGAGUUGGGUGAAAUCAAGGUUGUCAACCCGCGGGUUAACCCACUUUGACCCUGAUCUGGUCAGAAAAACGGGCCGCACGCACCCGCCGGGUCAACCGCUACAAGUUACUGGGUUGGAGGUCAAAUUGUGUCUUUUUUUUUCUUUGUUUUGCGAAAUGCGCCUAUUUUCCGAUUUUCCUUUUCGCCUAACUCAAUCUUUGUAAUCCUAAGUUGAACAUUUGAAUAUUAAUGUUAUAUAAGUGUGUGUGAAUUUUCACUAUAUGUUGAAUCUAAGUAUGAAAUGUUAUUUUGGUGUAAUAUUAUAUGCUAAAACGGGUGACCCAUUAACCCUUGACCCACUAGCUCAAUCGGGUCCGGGUCAACCCACGGGUCGACAACCUUGGCUGAAAUAGAAUGAUGAAAUCAGAACGUAUUUUAAAAGCUUUAGGGUGGUGGGUCUGGUCGCUGGUGCAGGUCCUGGGCCAAAUUUUGUGGCUCAGUUUGGGGAGAAGGAAAAGACGAAAAUAAAUAACAAAGCCAUUUUAUUUUUAUCGAAACAAUUACAAAGCCAAAUUUCUUUUUGAUUCGUAACAGUAAUUUAUUCCAGUAUCCCUUUCGGUUUAUUUCGCUUUCAUCCCUCUACGGCCAAGCAAGUCGGGCUAGGCUUCUUAAAUCUUAUCUCCUCUCCCUCUUUUGGUUCACGCCACAAGCUUAUCAUCUCAGAACCUACUCACGUCUCCUGUUCCUUCCUAUUAUCAGAGACCAACGUUCAAGUCAUCUCAUACCAACUUAGAGGAUAAUCCGAUCCACCAUCGACAACGAUGACUAAUCCUGUUAUUGCAGAUGAUCCCACAAACGGAUAAACGACUGCCAACAAAAAUGUGUUUCACUGUCACAAAUAAUAAUCGAACUUUGAAACAAGAGAAGGCAGAGAGACUUAUGCAUUGCACUCAAAUUAGGAGAAGAGUGCUAUUCCAAGUAUUCUCCAUUCCCAUACUCACUCCAGUAUGACAAGUCGAUAGACUCAGCCACAGACAGUCAUCACCAGAUAAAUUGAAACAAGCCAAACCAACAAAUAAAAGAGGAGAGGGAAGCAAAAAUUAUGAAUGAAUGCUAUUGUCUUUUGUUAAGUAGGUCUUGGUCUGACUCAAUCGCAUCCCAUUAAGGAUCUGGUUGUUUCUUUCUAGGUGUGGUUUUAGUGCAGGUAUGAAGAAUAUGAUAAUGAGGAAAAGGGGGAAAAGAGUAGGGUUUGGAUCGAAAUCUUUUCAAUUUCCAUCUUUCUUUUUGUGCAAAUAAGAGAGGUGGUGUGGGGAAAAAGGGAGAAGAUAGAUAGGGAGAGACAUGUACAAUGACAGCAGAGAUUUCGAAUUCACAGACUGAUCUCUUUCCUAAGAUGAAAGAUCCAUCCCAGCUGUAACUCAUGGCUGGAUUACAAUCUGAGCCACCAUAUAUAAAAUAUCAGUAUCAAAUCAUUCCCCUCUUUGCUCCUUCCUAAGGGACGACUCAUUAGCUAAAAAGGACCCUACCAGACAUUUCAAUAUCACCAGACACCAAUUCUCCCUCCAGCUGGGAGUAUCCCUAAAAGUGAAAUUCAAUUAUUUUUCCUUGGAAUCUCAGAAGCAAAAUGAUCAAUGAUCAACAUCAUCAACAAACAUCACAGCAUCAUCAUUGUGCUGAUAUGUCGAAAGAUUACGACCCCUCUUUCUACUUCCACUAAUUCAAUACGUGAGAAGCUCACUGAUCGUUUGUCUUAUUAUGCCUCACAUUGUAAUGCUACUGCCAUAUCAGUAGGUCACUUCUUGCAUGCAAAUCUGCAACACAACUCUUAUCUUUCAAAGGAUUAGGAUAAAGGUUGAAACUGUUCCUAAACAUAAUGUUCAACAUCAGCCAUCCUAGCAAGUCAACACUCUCCUAAAACUUGUCUCUUCUUUUUCUUCCUUUUUCCCCCUAAAAAUCUUAUGUAUGGUCUGUCAUCCAUUAGCAAACUCUUAUCUCAAGCCUUCUUUUACUUUUACAUUCCAUGUCGUUUAUCACAAAGAACAAAAGUGAAGAAAGGAGAGAAGAAGUGAAGAGUAUGUUUACCUAAUAAGAUGAAUUGACUGAAAGCAACCUUAUCAACUUGAUGACAUUUUCCGGUUCUGCUUCCUCUGCAGAAGGGCUCCCACUAUACCUGCUUCUUCAUCAAGGUAUGCUGAUCAGCUAUACAAAGGGCAUGAUUAUAGCUUACUGGUAAACUAGAGCAGGAAUCAAGAACCGUCAAGUGAAAAUCCAUCAAUCUUUUCAUUUCAUUCAACGAUAAUUGAUACAUCUAAAGUGAAUAAUAUCAGUGAAUGGAGUAAAAUAUUUGCCUACUUAUAGCCUUGAAAUUACAAUCAAUGAGAUGGGGAAAGAGGCUAGGAGUACAAGAAAACAAGAGGAACCCCCUCAUGUGCUCAAAAUGUUCAUUUCUCGACCUAAGAAUUGAUGGACAAGGGGUUCUUUCAGUAUAGAUUUGGUUCUGGUUAAAAGAGAGAAGCUUUUUCACGCCUUGUGUUCAUAAGAGUUCUCAAGGACUCGGACUCCAGGUCCAUAUAUCAAACGGCAGCGGUCACUGAACGAACCAACUAAACGGGAUACCACUUCCUUGAAAAACAUGGAUGCAACCUGUCCAAACAAAGGCAUUAACAGAAAUUAAGGAUCCGAAUAUCAAACGUUACUCAUUCCCAGUUCCUUCAUAGAAGAUUUGUGCAAAUUCAUCAGCCAAUAUAUUAUUUAUCAAAGGUGGAAAUCUAAAAUACAAACAUGCAACAUAACAUUAAAGGAACGAUAGCUCCUGGUAGACAGACUAAAUCCGUAAAUUUUCUGUAAUCACAUGCCUACUGAAUGAAUUAUCAAGAAGGAUUGUGUAUCCGUGUUAUGCCCAUCUUCCUAUGAUGUCACCAAGUUACAGAGACAAGAAUGUAAGAUGUUGUAGUCUUGUAGAUAUCCCUGAACCAGAAGAACAUUUAGGUCAUCUUCCACAUCAGUAUGAGUAGUGACAUCCGAAUGCAAUUUCCAAUAUUCUCCUACUUGUCAUUCUAACAAAUCACAUUUGCAGAGAAAUGCAGUGCCACAAAGUACAAACUGGUGGAGCUUGCGCAGUAGCAUAGAGAGAUAGCAAUUACUGUAGAAAAAAGAAGAGCCACCUUU
Molecule: messenger RNA, 6046 nt
Organism: Linum trigynum
Lineage: Eukaryota; Viridiplantae; Streptophyta; Magnoliopsida; Malpighiales; Linaceae
Source: the annotation of a GenBank genome assembly